GUCAGUGCUGUGGUUGAGGGGUCCAACUGAGCCUGGAUCAGUGCUGGAGGAAGAAAGCAGCCUCUGUAAGGAUUAUGUUAAGAGAAACCUGAGGACAGUCCUAUUUUUCUAAAUGUCUGCGUCUUCUCACAUGGAUUAUGCCAUGAAGUCUCUCAGCCUUCUGACUCCAUCCUCCCUGUCUAAAGUGGUCUCGUCGAGCGUCUCGGCCAGCGCCUCCGUGACCUCUCAGCUGCUCUCGGGUCGAAUGCCUCGACCAAAGCCCUUCAGGGUAACGAAUGGGGACCGCAGCGUGAAGAAGGGGAUUAUGGCAGAGAGUCUGCUGGACCUGACGAGUAAGGUCGGUGACUCUUUCAGUUUACAGUGCAUCAGCGCCUUGGUUCUGGAUGAAGAUGGCACCGGUGUGGAAACCGAGGAGUUCUUCCAAACCCUGUCAGAGAACACGGUUCUCAUGGUCCUGGAGAAGGGACAGAGGUGGACUCUACAUCCUAACAGCCCGUGCAGACUUCAGUCCAUCGAACGCCACCUGCAGCACCGCACAGAUGUGGCCAAGCUGACCUUCGACCUCUACAAAAACAACCCGAAGGAUUUCAUUGGCUGCCUGAAUGUGAAAGCGACGCUGUACGGCGCCUACACGGUCUCGUACGACCUGCGAUGCUACGCGGCCAAAAAGAUGCUCAAGGAGGCUCUUCGAUGGACCAUCUUCUCCAUGCAGGCCACGGGCCACAUCCUGCUGGGCUCCUCCUGCUACAUCGAGCAGCUGCUGGAGGAAGAGGAGCAGGCUGAGAAGAGGCUGGCGCUGCCACAGGAGAGCAGGAUCAGGCAGCUCCAGAGCCGGCUGCUGGGGAAGAUCUCCUACUGACGAUGCUCCGAGGACCAGAGCAGACGUGCCGUCUCCUAGAUUUGGGUCGCCGUGUUAGACGUCACGCGUUGGAACAGAUGGGCAAUUUGUAUCCGUUAGUUUAAUGCAUCAAACCCUUAAAGCUUUGGCACUCUUUUUGCUGUUACAGUUUGAAUAUUGAAGUCAACAGGUUGUUCCUGAGAAUGCGCUUGUACUUUCUGCUGUGUAAGUUGUUCCUAAGGAAACGUAAUAAAUAAAAGCACCUUAUUUUA
Fundulus heteroclitus (mummichog) is the source of this 1110-nucleotide messenger RNA. It is a transcript of the gene cidec, whose product is annotated as cell death inducing DFFA like effector c. Gene Ontology annotation, biological process: apoptotic process; regulation of apoptotic process. Bases 113 to 859 code for a protein of 248 amino acids. The transcript is spliced from 6 exons. The record is from RefSeq and is a predicted model, not a curated record. Lineage: Eukaryota; Metazoa; Chordata; Actinopteri; Cyprinodontiformes; Fundulidae.